AUGUCUGUCAACGAUGUCCUCACUACGCAGCAGCAGCUAUCAACAGCAAUUGAAAAUUUGUAUACUAAUUUCAAGAAGGACGGGUCUGAUAGGAAGACUCCAGACUAUAUCAAACGCAGAUUAAAUGCUCUAGACGACUAUUGGUUUGAGUAUGAGAAGAAUUAUCAGCAUUUAUCACAACUGGAUAUGGAUGUACCAAGCAGAGAAAGAAUAGAUCAAGAACGUGAAAGAUUGAAGGAGAGAUUUGACAACAUUAGAGCGCAUAUCCAAAACUAUCAGCCUUUGACAGAGGAUAGACCUGGAACAACACUGUUAAAGCCUCCUACAUUUGUCUCUAAAACAAAUUCAAUCACGCCACAAAUAAGUACAAGAUCAACAUCGAGCAAAACAGAAGAAAUGUUAAAAAAACAGAAUAGCAAUUUUAAAGCAUUUCAACGAACACUAUCAAAUAUCAACCUGGAAUUAGUAUCAGAGAAAUGGGAAUUCGAAGACUUGUUACGUACUCUCCAGUCUCGUUGGGCAGCUAUCGAUGCCUUACACUGGGAGCUGGAUAGCGAAUUGGAUGGUUCCAAUGAAGCGUAUGAAGAAACCUUCAGCUUCUAUGAACAAAAAUUUAGCCAAGUCAAGAAAGAUAUCAAUACAAAGAUGUGGUCUGAAAGUCACCGAGAAAAGUCCACACCCCAGAUGGACAUACCUACGUUCACUGGCAAUUAUCAUCAGUGGGUAUCAUUUAAGGAUUUGUUUUGCGAAGCAGUUCAUACCAAUCGAACCUUGUCAAAUGCCCAAAAAAUGCAGUUUUUGAAAAGUAAACUUAGAGGAGAACCGGAAAAAAUGGUACAGCAUCUGCAUAUCAGUUCGGACAAUUAUCAAGUUUGUUGGGAUUUGUUGAAUCAUCGAUACAAUAAUAACAAAUUAAUUUUUGGGUCUCAUAUCAACAUUCUUUUGAAUUUACCUAUCGCUCAACAGCAAUCAGCAGCACAAUUUAAGAAAAUUUAUGACAGCGUAAACGAAAGCCUAAAUGCCAUAAAAAAUCUAGGCAUAGACAUAAGUUCAUGGGAUCCUUUGGUGGUACAUAUAUUGUCUCAAAAAAUAGAUGUCGAGACUCACAAAGACUACAUCGAAUCCCUAAAGAAUCCUAGAGAUUUACCAACUUUAGCAGAUUUUUUAAAUUUUUUGGAAAAUAAAUUUACGUCACUAGUAUCAUCCCGACGCAAACAAGACUCCACAACAAAAUCCUCUCAGCCUGAAACAACAUCUCAUCGAAAGAAGCCUCAUUAUUUUAAAUCAUUUACCAGCAAUCAAAAUCAAGUCACAAAUUAUGCACAGAAAAACUCACAAACAGGAUGUCCACUAUGCAAAAAUGAAAACCACGGCAUAUUUCACUGCAGCAACUUUCUCAAAUUACAACCAACGGAAAGGCGAAAUACAAUUGCGAAAUUGAAAUAUUGCUUCAAUUGUCUUUACGAUCACUACGGCAAAAAUUGCAUAUCGGCAAAACGUUGCCGCGAGUGUAAUGGCAGAUCAGCUAACACACUCAUACACGAGGCCUACGUGAAGCCGUUGACCUCAACAACAGAACAACGUAGAAAUGCUAGCAACGUGUCACAAAAUAAUAUAAAUGAAACCCUCUUAGCAAUAGCACUAGUAAAAGUACAGUGUGUUAAUGGCACUUAUAUCAAAAUUCGAGCGCUGAUUGAUCAGGGUUCCCAGACCUCCCUGAUUACUGAGAAGGCAGCUCAAAUGUUACAACUUCCUCGACAGAGGUGCAAAGGUGUCAUUUUCGGAGUAGGAGCAAAGGAAAAUAACUGUAAAGGUGUUAUUAACAUAACUUGCUCAUCGGCUUACAGCGACUAUCAAUUUACGUCAGAUGUGUUUAUCAUGAAAAACUUAAUUAACAAUCUGCCCAACAAGACAUUCGACAAACCAGACUGGUCAUAUCUAGAAAACAUUCAACUCGCCGAUCCCGAAUUCAACGUGAGCCGCCCAGUAGACUUGUUGCUGGGGGCGGACGUCUAUUCUUCUAUCAUAUUAGGCGGUAUCAUUUCAUCACAACAAUCACAACCUGUGGCACAGCAAACACGUCUCGGGUGGAUUUUAUGUGGCAACGUAAAAUCCUAUCAAUGCAACGUUAUUAUGAACAAUAUAGAUGAGAUUCAACGUUUUUGGGAGAUAGAACACAUACCUGACGAACUCACCAUGACCCAAGAAGAUGCUCAAUGCCUGGAGUAUUUCAAAAACACGACAACAAGGCAAGAAGAUGGGAAGUACAUAGUUAGAUUGCCAUUUAUAUCAGAAGCAGUUCAAAAAUUGGGAGAAUCAAAAUCAAGAGCAAUAGCGCAGUUUAAACAGUUAGAAAAAAAGAUUUACUUACCGAAAAGAUAUUGA
Messenger RNA from Parnassius apollo (apollo), 2385 nucleotides. Lineage: Eukaryota; Metazoa; Arthropoda; Insecta; Lepidoptera; Papilionidae. The record is from the annotation of a GenBank genome assembly.